Messenger RNA from Uranotaenia lowii, 7060 nucleotides. RefSeq names its product replication termination factor 2. Gene Ontology annotation, biological process: site-specific DNA replication termination at RTS1 barrier; mitotic DNA replication termination. Bases 320 to 1222 code for a protein of 300 amino acids. NCBI's taxonomy places the organism in Eukaryota, Metazoa, Arthropoda, Insecta, Diptera, Culicidae. The transcript has 3 exons. The record is from RefSeq and is a predicted model, not a curated record. Gene Ontology annotation, cellular component: nucleus.
CAGUAGUUCAAAAGAAUCAAUUUCAAAAUAAAAGUUACUUUCGAAAAUGUGCUUUAUAAAGUUUAUAAAUAAUUUAGAAACAAAGAAUAAAGGUAAAGAUUUAUCCUAGUGUACUUUGGUCGUCAAUAAUCCUGUUUUAUUUAAAUGGCAACUCUGGCAUAUCACACGAGUCGACUUCUACUGUAUUUAAUGUUGUGCCACAAAAAACAUAGAAUCACUUGAAAAUAAAAAGCAAGGAAGUGAAAUCUCGAUUGUUGGUGGAGAAAAUAUCUGAGGAAUAUCAUUACUCUAAUAUUCAUUAAAACUCUCUUUUUCUAAAAUGGGAUGUGAUGGCGGAACUAUUCCUCGGCGUGACGAACUGGUUCGCUUGAAGAAAAAACCUGAACAGAAAGAUAAAAACUCUGAGAGGCAAUUCCGAUGGAAGCAUUGUACUCUUACCCAGGAAAGGCUCCGGCAGCCAAUAGUUAUGUGUGGCCUGGGGCGUCUGUACUCCAAGGAAAACGUAAUCGAGCAUAUGCUAGAAAACAAAAUGCCUGAUUCUUGUAGUCACAUCAAAACUCUCAAGGACAUUAAAAAUCUAAACCUUACUGCGAACCCAGCCUACAUGGCGAAUCAAGACGACAAGAGCGCUCAGUUCAUUUGUGCAUUGAUUGGCCUGGAAAUGAGUGGCCAGUUUCGAUUUGUUGGUCUCUGGAACUGUGGAUGUGUAUUUUCGGAACGGGCUCUGAAGGAAAUUAAAGACAAAGUUUGCUCGGUGUGUCAAACACCAUUUACGGAACAGGAUGUUGUUGUUCUUAAUGGCUCAGAAGAAGAUGUUGAUCAAAUGCGUGUACGCAUGGAGGCGCGUACAGCUCGAUUGAAGGCAGAAAAGAAAGCUAAAUCUGAUAAAAAAGCAGUAUCCAAAACAGCUACAUCCGAAGCCGGAAAACCAGAAUCGUGUCCCGGAAAAGAUGAACAGCAGCCGGGUCCUUCUCAGCCGGCAAAUGUGUCAAACAGCAAGCCAGGAAUCUCGUCCGCUGCAAAAUCAAUAGUACCCAAUAAACGGGCCUUGAUAAGCGAUGUCAUAGGAGAAGAUCCGACAUUCAAAAAAUCCAAAAAGGAUUACAGUGUAGCAAAGGAUCCCAAAGCCAGUUCAGUGUACAAAUCUAUUUUUACGAGCCAUGAUAGCGAAAAAGAUCAGAAAAGAGCUCAUUGGGUUACGUAUAAUCCGUUUUAUAAUUAAAAGAUUUGCCAAUAGAAUUAUUGAAGGGUCAUGGUAAACACAAAAAUUAACGGCGUGUUCGUAAACUGAUUUGUUUUUUUUUUUUUUUUUUUUUUUUUUUUUUUCCUUUAUUAGUGACACUUUACACCUAUGAGGCUAUUCGUGUCAUGAAAAUUAUUACAAUUGUCAACAUACAUUUACAAAUUAAGAUAUACAAUUUUCCUCUAAAUAUCAAUUAAUAAAUUAGUUUUUUGUAGGAAACCCAGCAGAUUUUCUAUUCUUUCCCUAUCAUCUCCUAGUACGAACUGCAAUGAGCCGUUUAAAUUAAAUUCACACCUUUCAUUAUCAUAUUUACGGCAUUCUAACAAAACAUGUUUCACAUCAUUUGUAACAUUACAAGACGAGCAAAGAUUUACUGUUGCACCUUCCAUUAAAUGACCAUGAGUUAAUCUUGUAUGACCUAUUCUUAAUCUACAAAUCACUACCUCCUCCCAUCGCCUUCCUCUAAACGCAGUAUCCCAAGCAAUAGUGUUACAUUUGACUGAUCUCAAUUUUUGAUUUGUUCUCCACCAUUCAUUUUCCCAUAUUUUUCGAUAUUCACGAAUUAUUUCUUUUUUAAUAUCCUUCAAUGAUAAUUUUGUCAUUAAAAUGGGAUCGUGUAAUGCCGCCUCUUUUGCAUCCACGUCAGCUUUUUCGUUUCCAUGAAUCUGUUUGUGUGCUGGUAUCCAGCACAAUGUAAUAUUUUGAUUUUCUCUACAGCGAGUUGCAAUUCGUUUUACAAUAGGAUGAUCUGGACGACUAUUUUUGGUAGCUUUUAACACACUCAUUGAGUCUGUGAAAAUCACACAGGCGCUUCUUAGAGAAGCUGCUUCGUCAACCGCCCAAAGUAUGGCAUAAGCCUCCGCACUAAAAAUGGAACAAGCAUUCGGAAGUUUUACUCGUUUGUUGAAAUCCGAUGAUACAACACUACAUCCUACCCCAAACUGUGAUUUUGAUCCAUCUGUAUAAAAUUCUACAAAGUUUCUAAAUUUGCGAGACUUAAGAUCUUGAAAAAUAUGUUUGUGCGCAUAAUCAGGAACUUUUUUACCUUUGGUCCACAUAUCAAAACAGAUUUUCGGGCUUGGUAGUUUCCAGUUUGCAUCAUCUACAGAAGUUUCUAGCAUCUCUGGAAGAUUCAAUGCUCUUUGCGAAAGAAUAUUAUUAGAUCUUUGAUGUAUAGGUAAGUUAGAACUUCUAUGAAUAUGAGUAGCAGUUUUUGUUUUAAUAGAAAAUAAAAUGAUGUUCAUUUCCAUAAGCAUGUUCAACGGUAAUUCGCCAGAUUCUGCUAAAAUGCUUUCGAUCGGACUAGAUUUAAAGGCUCCUAUAGCUAGUCGGAUUCCUUGAUUGUGAACCGGGAAUAAUUUUUUCAAAUUUGUUUUGGAAGCUGAACUCCAUGCAGCGCAACCAUAUAAUAACUUCGACAGGACCAUAGCUUUAUAAAUUCGUAAAAGCAUUUUUCUGUCUCCACCAUGUCGAACUCCAGCACACCAUUGAACAAUUUUCAUUCUAUUGAGACAUUCACUUUUUAAUUCGUGUAUGUGUUUGCUGAACAACAGUUUCCUAUCUAGAUAUAUUCCAAGUAUUUUUUGAGCAUUUGUGAAACCAAUUUGUUGGCCUCUAUAUAUCAGAUUUGAUCCAAAAGAUUCAUGAGCGUAAGUAUUACAUAUGUGCAUUAUUUUUGUUUUUUCUAUGGAUAUUUCAUAACCUGUUUCCUUAGACCAUCUGUCCAAUUUUACAAAAGCUAUUUUCAUUAAUUUUCGAGCAAUGAUUGGAUUACAGUGACUAACCACAAUCGUGACAUCAUCAGCAUAAACAAAAAUAUUAAAUCUUGAAUCAAAUUUUUCAAAUAGUGACUGAAUGGAAAUCAGAAAUAGAGCAACGCUUAGUACAGAGCCUUGAACCACUCCAUUUUUCAAAGUUCUAGAAGAAGAUAAAAUCCCCCCUACUCUUACUUGUACUUUUCUGUCUCCCAGAAAAGAAUCUAUAAAAUCGAACAUAUUACCACCUAUCUUCCAUUUUUCUAACUGUUCCAUUAUCAGUCGCCUCCAGCAUCGAUCAUAGGCUUUAAAUAGAUCAAUGAAUGCUACUUCUACAUGUUCUUUUCUUUUUCUAGCAUUUCUGAUACAGCCUUCAAGUUCGACCAAGUGAUCUGUUGUAGACCUUCCUCUUCGGAAGGCGAACUGGCGAUAAUCAAGAAGCGAUCGCUCCUCGAGAAGGCUAAACAAACGUCUACUAACUAGGCGCUCAAGUAGUUUCCCCGGUGUACUGUUAAGAACGAUAACUCUAUGAUUGUUCAAUUCCCAAGAAUUCUUUCCAGGUUUUGGAAAAGCAACGGCAUGCCCAUGUUUCCAUAUGUCCGGAUAACAUCCUUCCCUCCAACAAUGGUUGAAUAUUUCUAACAUUUUAAUUUUGCCACACGCAGGGAGGUUCUUCAACAUAAGAUUGUGUAUCCCAUCCGGUCCGGGGGAUGUACCUUUAAGGUGAUCAAGGUGAAAUAAUAGUUCUUCCAUUGUGAAAUCAUUAUUCAUACUUUCUAUUUGAUUUACAGGUUUAGUAACUGGUCUUCUUUCGAUAAUUGCUUUUCUUUUUCUAAAAUUCAAAUUAUACAAAUCAUCGGAUGUAGUUUCUUCAAAGUGAUUAACAAGAGCCUCGGCUACUUCUUCUGGUCUGUCGAUCAUAAUUCCAUCAACUUCAAUAACCUGAGUAUGUGUUUUGGACUGUCCUCCUUUAAGACUUCGAAUUUUAGACCAUGUUUCUUUAGGGGAUGUAGAUGAAUUUAUACUAUCAACGAAACUCUGCCAAGAUUCUUUUUUAGAUUUACGGAUGAUACGUUUGGAUUCAGCGUUUGCCCUAUGGUAUUCGUUCAACUUUCGUUCCCUAUCGUCAUCGGUUAUUUGACACCGUUUCAAUUCUCGUAAUGCUUUUCUUCGUUUUUUAACUGCUUUCUUAACCUCAUCACUCCACCAUGGUACCGGAUGAGGAUGAAGUAUACCGCUAGUUCUAGGAAUAUUGUUUUCUGCUGCUACUCUUAUUUGUUCUGUAAAUUCUUCUGGACUAUUUAUCCUACCAAGGCGAAUUGCAUCUAGAAUAUCAUUUCUAAAAGGUUCCCAAUCUAAAUUUUCAAAUUUCCAUCUAGGCCAUGUCAUCAAAGAAUCGUUGUUUUCUGUAGGAGACAAUAAAAUUGGGUGGUGAUCACUUCCAUGUAGGUCUGGGACAAUUUUCCAGUCAAAAAGCGGAGCUAAUUCAACAGAACCAAAAGUCAAAUCUAUCGCUGAUGUAUUACCAGAUGAAGGUGACACAUACGUAUGGGAUCCAUCAUUAAAUAAGUGUAAACACUUUUCGUUCAAAACUUCAACUAUCCAAUUUCCAGCCCUGUCGGAUACUGGGUGUCCCCAGAGGCGGUGAUGAGCGUUAGAGUCAGUGAGAAUAAGAAAAGGAGGAGGUAGUUGAUCUAUGAGUAACUCUAUUGAUCUUUUAGACCAGCUUGGGUGGGGAAGGUAUAAGGAGCAAAUUGUAAUUUUCUUAGGUAUAUAUACGCGAAUAGCAAUGGCUUGUAAAUUGGUGUUCAAUUGAAUAUACUCAUGUUUGAUUUUAUCUUUAACUAAAAGCGAUACUCCACCACAGGGGGCGUUAUUUAAACCUCGAUGUAUGUAAUUGAAAGAAUGAUAGUUUUUAACUUGCAAAUUACUGUCGUUAGACAAAAAUGUUUCCUGAAGUGCUAUUACUGCUGGGCUUACCUUACUAAUAAGACUUCGUAACUCUGUUCUUCUAGAUACAAAACCUCUACAAUUCCACUGGAUUAAUGGAGCCAUUACGUCGAAUUUGUAGACCCCAGCGGUCCGUCGGAUUCCAAUGUUCGGUAGGCCUUUUGAUGCACAGCUACUUCGUUGCCUUUGGGUGGUGAUUCCUUAAAUAAAUCAUUCUCGAACGGGUCAUCUUCGCUCAGGAAAUCUUCGGACAUCUCUGCAGUAUCGUCAGAUACACUCUCCCCGGAUGUAGCGGUUUCAGGGAUGUAGACAAGUUCUUCUUGUGAUGUAAUUUUCUUGUUCUUUAACAAGUUCUGUUUUUCAUCCGAUGUUGUUGAGAUAGCUUUCCGUUUCAUGUUGAUCGAUGAAGCAUCAUCAGUUGGACUUCUGGUCGUUGUAGGUGUGUUCAAUUUUUGGAGUUCUUCUUUCAAAUUCUUUAUAGUAGUUUUCUGAUCUUCUAUUAUUCUGUCCUUUUCUUCCAGCAGUCGUGACUGUUCCGAUACAAUAUGCUCUAAUCUUUCCAUUCGUUUGAGCAACAUAAGAUAGUUGGAGUUGUCAUUAUUUUUAGUAGCUGUAGCAUAUGUUUCAGGUUGCUUCUGCUGUUCUUUCGUAAUUCGACGCGCUUCCAAGAACGAUAUGUUUCGAUCAAUUUUUACUUUAACGAUUAGUUGUUCUUCUUUCAUUUUUGAGCACUCGUUGCUUAGCGUUGGGUGAUCUUCUUGACAGCAAGCACAUUUCGCAGGUUGAUUACAUUUUUCGUGAAACGGUCCAGCACAGUUCUGGCAAAUCUUGUCGGCUUUACAUUCAGCAGAGAUGUGACCGAAUUGGAGACACGUAAAACAUCUUGUAGGUCUGGGAUAAUAUUUUCUCGUUCUACAUUUCAUCCAUCCUAGCUUUAUAUACUCUGGGGGACAUUUAGAGUCUACUGUUAGAACUAAAGCAGGAGUGUUCACAAGGUUUUCUUUCUCCUUCCUCUUUAUCCGAUAAACCGCAACCACAUUUUGAUCCUUCAAUUCUUGAAGAAUUUCCUCUUCAUCUGAGUCGAUCAGUUGUUGACAUGAAAUUACGAUUUUGGACUGAUUCAGGUUAUCGUACGAUUUGACUUGAACUGGAAUGCUGGAUGAUCCAGUAUCCACCCGUGUCAGCUUCAAAAGUUUGUUCUCACAUGUUCUAUUUUGUACUUGAACACAAAAUUCUCCAACACGGUUAUUCAUCCAUGCUUGCAACAUUUUUCCAGCACAUGAUUCAAUCGUUCUAGUAAGAAGAAAAGGCGACACGUCUUUCAGCGAAGAUCCAUCGGUAGGUUUGAUCCUUAGAAACCUAGGUUCUGAAGAUAGAGGCCGGUCACGGGACAGCGUAGGAAAUACUUGAUCGGACAUCCAGGAUGGCACCUGCGAGGCGCCCGUAGCCAUGAUGGCUACACGUUUCCGGAAACUUCAGAAACAGAAGCUUUUGUUUUGUAUGACCUUGGAAUUUAAACAAUAAUAGGCUUGACAAUAAACUUUAAGCGUUUUGUGGAGAACCGAAUUAUAAUAGGCGAGCUUUUCGAUAAUGCGUCUGCACUCCUCGAAUAUAUCCACUCAACUGAACUGAUUUGUUUGGGUGAUGCAUCGAUUUGUUUGGUAGAUGUCAAAUCACCUUCCAAUGCUUUUGCAUACAGUUUGUUUAAUUUACGAACGCCAGCAUCGAUAGAAAAAAUCACUUCGAUAGAACAAAUCAAUCUACGAACACGUCGUAAAUCACUUAAAUUUGGAAUACAUAAAUAAUAAAAUAAUCAUAGCGUAGAUUCCAAUCCACUAAAAUAGUAUUCGUUAUCUUCUGACUAAAUCCUACAUUUCGCUAUCCGGGAAUAACCUUGCCACACAUUCACUCAUCUAUCAUUUCUGUCCCUUUUCCAUAGCCAUCUCGGUUCGUACAAAUAUCAUUUUUGUGUUGAACGUUGGAAUAUAAACCAUCAGCCAUUAUGUCCUCAUAUUUUGCGUAUUUUAUGAAAAAAAUCGACUGUGUUUACGGAAAAUAAGCAUCUUGAAUAAAGCGGCAGUACAAUAAAAAUCAUAUUAUGCUUCAUGAUGAA